Molecule: messenger RNA, 1726 nt
Organism: Agrilus planipennis (emerald ash borer)
Lineage: Eukaryota; Metazoa; Arthropoda; Insecta; Coleoptera; Buprestidae
Product: nuclear localization sequence-binding protein-like
Exons: 3
Coding region: 126-1487 (453 amino acids)
Molecular function (GO): RNA binding
Source: RefSeq, a predicted model, not a curated record
AUCGAGAAAUAUUUCGUUCCAUGCGGUAAGUGCCAUUUUCUUUCCCCGUUAAACAUCGUCGUGUUGAGGUGCGAAGUUACACAUUCUAAGGAAAUACUAAAAAUAUACGUUUUUUAGAUUAAAUAAUGGUUGAAUCAGUUGCAGAGAUGGCUGGAAAACGUAAGUCUCUUGCUAGUCCAAAUUCUCCAGGUAAACCCCAAAAGAAAGUUAAAACUGAGCCUGUAACACCUAAUAAAGCAAAGGAGCAAAAAAAUACACCUAAGAAAAAUACCCCAAAAGUAAAAGACAAUAAACAGCAAGCUAAGAAAAAGAAUGUGAAUUCAUCCUCUGUUUCUCCAAAUGCAAAUAAGAAUUCAGAAAAAAAAGCAGUGCCAGUUAAAAAGACAUUUAGCAAAAGAAAAUUUCGAGAUUUUGUUAAGGAUGCUGCAACUGGAGAAGUGCAGCCAGAAGAAGCACUUACUAAAAUACAAGAACAAAUUAAUAAAAUUCAAACAGCUGAUGACCUCUCAAAUACUGCAAAAAGGAAGUUGUCAAAAUUAUACAGCAUAGCUGAUAAAAUUCAAAAACAGUCAGGAAUUAAUAAAAUUGAUAUUUCCAAACAAAAGGCAUUAAAGCCUGUAGGUAAAAUAAUUCCUAAGGCAAAGAAUGAGAAACCAAAACAGUUGAAAACUAAACCUACAAAAAAAGAUGAUGCAGACAACAAAAAUAAAGAUUCUGGAGUAGAUCAAUCCGAAGAAGAAUGGGAAGAAAAUUCGGUAGAGGGCGGGGAUAAUUCUGAAGAUGGUGAAGAAGAGGAUGAAGAUUCUCAUGAAGGUGAAGAAGAUUCUGAGAUGGAUGAAGAAGAUUCUGUGGAAGGUGAAGUGGAUUCUGCAGAAGAGUCUGGAGAAGACGAAGAGGAAGAAGAUGAUGAUGAUGAUGAUGAAGAGGAUGAAGAUGAAGAUGAUGAUGGUGCUGAUGAUAACAAACAGGAGGAAAAAAAAGAACAAACUAUUAAUAUAAAAACAAAUGAGAAAAAGGAAGCAGAAGUACAAACAGACAAAAAAGAAGAAAUAUUAAAUGACUUUACCAUUUUUGUUGGUAAUAUACCUUUUGAGACUACAGAUGAUGAAGUAAAAGAGUAUUUUUCAAAAGCAGGAGGAAUAGUUUCAGUUGUUAUUCCCAGACAAAGAAAAGAAAACAAAUCAAGAGGUUUUGCAAUUAUAACAUUGAAGGAUAAAGAAAGUUACGAUAAAGCACUUUCAUUUCACUAUACCCAUUUAAAUGGCAGACAAAUAUAUGUGCGGCAUUAUCAUCAAAAACCGAAAAGCUCUUUAAAAGGAGGUCCCAACAGAAACUUUAAGCAAUUUGGAAAUCAAGGAAAUCAAAAAUUCAAUCCUAAUAACAGAGCACCUAAACAAGGAGGUGGUUUUAAUCCCCGAAACAAAAGGCCAAUGCAAGGUGGUGGUUUUAAGCCAAAAAACAAGUUUCAAAAUAAAAAGGACAACUAAAAUAAGUAAUAGCACUUAGAAUAAAUGUUUAUAUUUGUCAUUGUUCUAAUGAGCUUUUAAACAUAUGAUUUACACAUUCAGUGAAAAAUGUUUGUUGCAAGUUUGAAGUAUUUUUUUACUCCAAUUUAGUAUAGUUAAAGCAGUAUCGUUCUUCUUUAUAAUGGAAAGGAAAAUAAUUCCUUGUGUAUAAUUCCCAUCUUUCUAAUGAAAACAGUUAAAUAAAAAAUACGUUUUUUUUA